Lytechinus pictus (painted urchin) is the source of this 7843-nucleotide messenger RNA. RefSeq names its product phosphatidylinositol 4-phosphate 3-kinase C2 domain-containing subunit beta-like. The transcript has 30 exons. The coding region runs from base 428 to 6001 and encodes 1857 amino acids. Gene Ontology annotation, molecular function: phosphatidylinositol binding; 1-phosphatidylinositol-3-kinase activity; 1-phosphatidylinositol-4-phosphate 3-kinase activity. The record is from RefSeq and is a predicted model, not a curated record. Lineage: Eukaryota; Metazoa; Echinodermata; Echinoidea; Temnopleuroida; Toxopneustidae. Gene Ontology annotation, cellular component: plasma membrane; cytoplasm; phosphatidylinositol 3-kinase complex. Gene Ontology annotation, biological process: phosphatidylinositol-3-phosphate biosynthetic process; phosphatidylinositol-mediated signaling; phosphatidylinositol 3-kinase/protein kinase B signal transduction.
GAUCCUCUUGGGCUGUGGGUCAAACCCUUGACAGCUAUGAGUAUGUGAGCUGAGAGACUCAUGAAAUAUCAAUUAAGGACUUUGAUUAUGCUCAUUCAACAAGGAGAAGUAGCUAUUAAGCAGUGCUAAAUCAAGUCCUGGUGUCAAUGAACACAUUUGGUGUGAUUGAUAAACAAUAUCACUGAAUAUGAAUUGACUGGAACAGAAGAAUUGAUCGGGAAACACAAGAGGAUAGAGUUCUUAAAGUGGGAAUUACGAAUGCUGUCAGUGUCCUGAUGUUGGAUAUUGUCUUUAUAUGAAAUUUAAGUCUAGAAACCGAUAGUCAGGAGUUCUUGAACGUUGUUUAGUGGAGUGCCACACUCUGGAUCUCUUCUGAUGCCUUUGAUACAGUCUUUUGUGGAGCAGAAGUGAUAAGGCACUGGUCAGGAUGAGUACCACUAGUGAUGGCAUGCGCCAUGGAGGUCAAGGGGUCGGUAGCAGCGGUCAAGACGAUCAGCUUGAAGCUGAUAUUCAGAGGGCAAUGGCUCUCAGUUUGGAGACGGAACGCUUGGAUGAGCUCAGACGAAAACGCCUUGGCAUCCCUUCUUUGCCAAAGAGGUCUGUGAGUGACAAGAAGCCUGUAGCAGUUACCAAAUCUUGCUCGUCUGCAUUGCCACGGGGUGUGAAAACUUCAUCAGUCCAACAGCAGACUUCAUGUACCUUAUCAUCUGCUCCGAAGGGAGGUGAUUCUUUAGGAGGCUCUUCGAGCACAAGCAGUGCUGCAGAGUUGGACCUCAUGUCUUUUGGAUUUGAUCAUGUAAUGAAGAACUAUAGUGGGCCUCCAGCAGGAGGUGCUGCAAGUGCUACAACAAGACCACCUGGUCCAGGGCCAUUGCCAAGUCCUGUCCAGAGUGGAAUGCCUUUGAAGAGUCUUCACGGCUUUGGUACGGGACAUGGAUUGACUAGGUCUAGUCAGUCUAUGAGACAACCCACAAAUGUUAGCAUGGUAUCACCUAACAUGGAAACGAUUUCUAAGAAUCCAUUUGCACCUUCAUUUUUACCCUUGAACAGUCAGGCUUCAUCUCUGUCAAGAUUUCAUCAAACGAGGGGCAGCUUUGCAGCACCGUGUAGCAGUGCAGACAAAUUUGGACCUGUGCUUGGCAUUUCACAUCCUCAGAAACACAUGAGUCGAUCUUCACCUUCAAGUCCAGAAACGAGACACCGCUUGACAUCGAAGUCGGCAACGACAACUCCAGCUGAAGGCAACACCGUCAAUCAGGAGACGUUUUCUGACCUUUUGUCAUCUCUUGGAGUGGAGAUAGGAGGAUCAAAACCAACCAUUAAUAUUGAGAAAGACUCAACAACUACAAACAAAUCAACAGCAGACGAUGUAAGCUUGAUAAACCUUGCUCCCUCGUUUGAGCAAAUAACAUCCAUCCAUAAGAGCAGUUCUGCAUCAGGAUUAUCAGAACAGCCUCCUCCUCUCCCUCCAAAAGCUCGCAAGAAUCCACAAAGCCAUGUGGGCUCCCACCUUGAGGCGACGACGACGACUUCUUCCAGCAUACGUCGCAUCCAUAGCAAUCCAAGCUUUGGGACAAUGGAAGCAAGUAAAUCCUCACAAAACAUCUCUAGCUUUGGCUUUGCUUCACAGCCAAGUUCACAAACCAUACCCCAACAAGGAGAACUACUUUCAUUUCCGCCUGCUACAACUCCCAGUGAAUCUACAGACUCCAGUGACCUGAUGCUCUUCCGUUCCAGUCUGGCCGACAGAGCCGACUUCUUUGACUUUAGCUACUUUGAUCCUUUGCAGCCACAAACUCCUGAGCCAGCUCCAGAAUCGACCACGACACCAGUUCCUAGUGAACCCCAAAGUCAACAGGCAGGGACUUCAACGGGAGCCCUGGGCAGCUCUGAGUCAAGGUCUGAAGAUCUGGAAGUAAGACCCCGCAGGACUAAACCAUCUGAGGAUGGACAGAGACCAGCGUCCAUUGAGGUUGAGGAAUCAGAACAGGCAGGGAAGAGACCAAGAAGCUUGUAUGGAGCUAAAGGUGCAGCUGUUGAGGUGGCUGAACCUGAGCCGUGGAUACCUAAAUCAGCAGUCACUACUGCAUCAGCAAAGAAAUCUAAGCCAGAGAAGGUAUUCUUCGGAGAUGGAUUAUUUGAUCUGUCCUCUCAACGCGAUGAAGAGGAUGAAACAUUCGCUCAGACAGUUAGCAGGUUACGUAAGAAUUAUCCCAGCAUCGACACCCUGACGAAUCGAGGCUUUGUGAGUUCUCUUAUCUUCUCCAAGCGAAUGCAAGAGGACAUGGAAAUGAGUGUGAAGGUUGUACUUCUCAGACCAAAUGAUAGCGGACCAAUUACUUUCACUUGUGAUGUAAACACAUCAAUUCAACAUGUGAUCAGUCAAGCGCUUUGCUUCGUAGAGGGCGAUAUUGAUAUAUCAAGUGAUUCCUUUGUUCUCAAAGUACCCGGGCAUUCUGAAUAUAUGUACAAUGAGACCAGCCUAGCAAAUUAUGAAUAUGUGCAAGAGUGCUACAAGUUUGACCAAGAUGUCCGCCUUACACUCGUUAGACGGGAGAAAAUGGAUCUAUCUCUGGGGAGAACGAGUGCCGAUGAUGAAGGUGAUGUAGGAAUGAGUACAUUCUCCAAUCUCUUUGAUAGGCCAGUCACUACAUCAGUAUCAAAAAUGGGAAUCAAUGUCUUAAUGGAUGCCUUCACAACAGAGUCAGAGAAACUCAAGAAAGCAGUUGAGGCCAAGGUUCAUCAACCCUACGUGGGUCCUCUUGUCCAAACGGUCAAAGCUAUUUGCGCCACUCUCGCCUCCGUGGAAUCCAACAGUGUGACCAUGGCGGUCAAGAUCCUUCAGACCGGUCACUCACCUCUCCUUGCCCUGGAACGACUGACCGAUGCUGUCCUUCAGCUUGUUGAUAUCUACUGCCAGGCCUUUGAUACCGAUCUUGGACCGGAGCUGUCGCCGGGCGUGGCCUCCAAGAGGGGGACGAUCGAGGCCGGUCUGGAAGACAUCACCACCCUGGGACAGUGCUUAAGGGUCAAGAUAGCUUCGGCACAUAGGCUUCCUCUGCAGUGGAAAAAUGCUCAUGACAUGUUUGCAGUCACCUGUCAGGUGUUUUAUGGCGGUCAGCCGGUCCACACCCAGGUUGAGACAUGGCCGUCAAGAAUCUCCAAUGGAUUCUUUGAUAAAGUCACAUGGCAUGAAGAUGUGGAGCUUCCGAUACCAAUCAGCAGAUUGCCAAGAGAAGCAAGAAUCUGUCUCACGUUAUGUGGAGUGGACAUGAACAGUGGAGAGAGAACGGUGCUUGGAUGGGUAGCUGUACCACUGUUUAACUUUAGAAGUGUUCUUCUGACAGGCAGUCAGUUGCUGGGCUUAUGGCCUGAGAGUCGUGCUAACCCUAUUGGAACUUGUGCCUCCAACCUUCUCAGUCCAAACAGUGCUAUUCUCCAGGUUGACUUCCCGACGUUCAAGCAUGUUGUGAUCUUUCCUCCCAUCGAGCCUAAGAAAGCGGUCAAUCGUCCCACCAGUUUCACAGCAUUAGAAGAGCAUGAGCAGUAUCGGCUUCAUGGUAUCCUCAAGAAAGACUCGUUAUCACCAUUGAGGGAGGAUGACGCUACGUUCCUGUGGAACAAACGUCACUUCUGCACCCGUAUCAGCUGGGCUUUAGCCAGGGUCUUACAGGUAGCACCCAGCUGGGAUUGGGCCUGUCUGGCUGAUGUCUAUGCUCUGAUGGAGGAAUGGGUUCCCUUAGAUCCCCUAGACGCUCUUCAGCUUCUUCACCCAAGGUUUGCUGAUCAACAUGUAAGGUCAAAGGCUGUUCAGUGGAUCCAACCUCUGGAAGACGAUGAACUAUGUGAUUACUUGCCACAACUUGUACAGGCGCUGAAGUAUGAGAGUUAUCAUGACUCUGCCCUGGCUAGUUUCCUCAUUGAACGUGCUUUAAGCAGCAUUCGAAUAGCACAGUACCUCUACUGGUACCUUCAUGAUAGCAAGCAUGAUCAUAAGUUCAGUCAGAGAGCCGAGAUGGUAUUGUGUGCCUCGCUCAGCGUCUGUGGACGAGCUUUGCGUCAACAGUUCAGGAAGCAAGAUGCUCUGAUGCUGAAUCUGAGCAACAUCGCUGAACAGGUCAAAGCCGCUAAAGACUCAGUGAGACCGGCUCUUCUUCACAAGGCUCUAGGAACUCUUCCUGCAGACCUGUCACAGAAGGUUCGUCUACCAACCAACCCAAGCUUGGAAAUCAACGGCAUCGAUGUACAGGCAUGUUCAUACUUUACGUCUUUCACUGUUCCUCUGAAGCUACAUUGCCGUAAUAUAGAUCCAAUGGGAGAAGACAUAGUCAUUAUGUUCAAGGCUGGGGAGGAUAUGAGACAAGAUAUGUUGACAAUGCAGAUGAUUCGUAUCAUGGAUAAACUAUGGCUAGCUGAUGGUCUAGAUCUAAGGAUGGUCACUUUCAGAUGCAUGACAACAGGAGCACAUAGAGGUCUUGUUGAGUUGGUUCCUGAAUCUGAAACGCUUCGGAAGAUACAGGUCGAGCAUGGGGUCACCGGAUCCUUUAAGGACAAGGUCCUAGCAGAAUGGCUCCAGAAGCAUAACCCAACGGAACUCAACUAUCAGAAAGCCGUGGAGAACUUCACUUACUCCUGUGCUGGGUACUGUGUCGCUACCUACGUUCUCGGCAUAGGGGAUCGUCACAACGACAACAUCAUGGUCACAAAGACUGGUCACAUGUUCCAUGUGGACUUUGGUAAAUUCCUUGGGAACGCCCAGAUGUUUGGCAACGUCAAGAGGGACCGAACGCCUUUCGUAUUGACCUCUGACAUGGCGUAUGUCAUUAACGGAGGAGAGAAGUCAAGCAGUCGAUUCCAAGAGUUCAUUGACCUUUGCUGUGAAGGGUUUAAUCUCGUCAGGAGGCAUGCUAACCUCUUCUUUAAUAUCUUUGGCUUGAUGCUGAAUACUGGUAUCUCCCAGUUGUCUAAGGCUGAAGACCUGAAGUAUGUCCAGAAUGCUCUCAAGCCACAGGCCAGCGAUGUUGAAGCUACUGCUAUGUUUACCAGGAUGAUAGAAGCAAGUCUUGGAGCCAAGUCGACUCAGAUCAACUUCUUCUUUCAUAACCUGGCUCAGAUGAGUUUCUCGGCGUCCAGCAGCACAGAACUAUCCUUCGCACCAAAGAGAUACACUCUUGCCACUGAUGGGAAAAUCCAAGAAGCUUCAGUCUUUGGUAUACAGAAGAGAUACGAGACCGAAAAAUAUUAUGUAUACAUCGUGAGACUUCUGCGAGUUGGUUCAACCGUCCCCACAUUUAUCUUCCGUCGAUACAGUGAGUUUGAAGAGCUCCACGACAAGCUUGGUCUCCUUUACCCUCAGCAUGGGCUGCCUCCUCUUCUAUCGCAUAGAAGGGUCGGAAGGACGCAUGUCAAGCAGGUCGCUGAACGCAGGAAGAAGGAGCUGGAAAGAUACCUCAGGUGGCUCUUUACCAUGCCUCCAGAAGUUUCCCAGUGUGACUUGGUCUACACGUUCUUUCAUCCAUCCUUGAGGGAUGAGAAAGAUGCUGGUCAAGCAACAAGUGACAAGGUCAAAGCGAGUACGAAUGAAGAGGAAGAAGAGAGUGUGAUCCAUACGAAAGGAGGUCAGGUCGGAGGUCAGGUCAAACUUGCCAUUCAGUACCGACAGGGGGCGCUCUUCAUUAUGGUCAUUCAUGCAAAGGACUUGGGGUCAACGGACGGUGGUGACCCGGAUCCCUAUGUCAAGACGUAUUUGACCCCUGACCCUCAGAAGGUCACGAAGAGAAAGACGCGAGUGGUCCGCAAGACGCGUAACCCAACAUACAAUGAAAUGCUAGUGUACAAGUACUCCAAACAAGAGAUUGAGAGACGGACUCUACAUCUGACUGUGUGGAACUCGGACUUACUCAAAGAAAAUGCCUUCCUGGGUGCCACAAACAUCCCUCUCAACAAAAUGGACCUGUCCAAAGAAACCACUAAAUGGCACCAUUUGGGAGAUCUCACCUGAGUGUAACAGGGGUGCAAAGAACUCGAUCUCACAGAGAAUUGAUUAAAUUUUUUUCUCCAGAUUUUGUAAAUGAUCUGCCAUAUACUAAACUUGGUAAUUGAGUGUGUAUUUCAUGUGUAAGAAAACAUGCUUCAUUAUGAUAAUGAUUUCCUUUCUCUCUAUUUUGGUCUUAUUAUAUAUAUUCUUACUGUCGACUACUAAUGAUAGUUGAAGAUUUUUUUACCCCCCCCCCAUAGUUAUUCAGGGGAAGUUCACCUUAACAAUAUAACUGGAUUUAGUAAAAGAAUUAGAAUUAGAAAAAAAAAAUAUUGGAGAAAGUUUGGUGACAACCAGUCAAAGAUAACAGAGAUAAGAACUUUUUAAAGUUUUGAUUUGAUGACAUCACAGGUAAGCAGUUCCUUCAUAUUUCAUUUAAGUAUGUGAUAAAUGUGAUCUGAAUUUAGAAAUAUGCCAUUUUCUACAAAAAUUUGAAAGGAUUUAUCAUCAGAUGCAUCAUGUUCGGUUCAAAUAAUUGAAUUUAUUGAAAGUUUGUAUAUAACCCGAUAUAUUGGGGAGCUGCUUAUAUUAUGACAUCACAAAUAAAAUUUUUAAAAUCUGAUAUUCUCUUAGGCCGUUUUCAUACUGGAGGUGAAACUCCCCCAAGCGGAAAUGAAUGAAGUUUUUCGUGAGGUAGGUGAUACCGCGCUGCUGGUGCGGACUUACUCCGUUUGUAUGGUAACCCUCUUCUCGAAGUGGGUUGAGUACUCCGCUUUGAAUCCGGAUCAAAAUUAUCCUAGAAUUUUCAUACUGCCCUCCAAAGUGGCGUAACUCCUUCUGGAGUCUGGAGUAACUCCACUUUGAAAGUCAGUAUGAAAGUGGUAUGAUAGACUUCCAUCAAACAUUCACCAAUAUUUUUAUCAAUUUUUUUCUGUUUUAGAAAUAAACAACCUAUGGUCUGUGUGAACUUCCCUUUUUAUUGUACAGACUGAUGUAAUUAGUCUCAGAACUAUAUCGAGCAUAAACAUAAUAAACUGCCUUCAUAAUUUGUAUGUUAGUAAUUCUUUGCUUGAUAUUGUUGUUGUGGUUAGGUCAAAAUGGUGUCUUAUUGGCCUAUUUUCUGGACUUCAGUUUAAAGAGAAAUUCCAGUAGUUGCAGUAAACACUGAUUUCAUGAGAAAGUCUGUAAAACCAGGCUUAAUUGUCAGUAUAUCAUCGAGGAUCUAGAUAUGGUACAGUUACAUAAACUGAACUUUGUGAAAUCUUGAAAUCUACGCUGAAAAAUGUUCAGACUGAACUUCCCCAACACAGAUAAGCGCACGUGGGACUGUGUAUAAUUAGUGCUUUGAGCGUCGGGCCCGACGCUCUACCCGAAUCCUGUGCUUAUUUGCUGAUUUCUCAGCAAUUACACAAUUUUUUCCAGAAUCCUUUGGCACAUGCGUUUUAUUUAUACAAACAGACAUUUUGGUGGUCAUUUCAUUGGAUUCUGUACGAACUCAUUUUGAUAUCGUUACCAAAACUAGCAUUUACCUUUAAUUUGAUCUCUGGGCGUCUUCUUACAAAGAGUUGCGAUUGAUCAGAUCAACCACAACUAUGGAAAGCCAGCAAUGUCAACAUCUAGAAUACAUGUUAAACCACAACUUUAGACCGGAGUUUAGAAUUAAACCCGACUUCAGACUAAAGGCCAUAGAGUUUAUACAUGUAUAGCAUUAUUUUUGAAGAACUGGGCUCCAUAACACAAAGCAUAACAAUUGAUCGUACGCUUGAUUUUUACGAUUUAUUGUACAUUGUAGUCAAUGCAAUCAAUCGUGAAAAUUUGUUCUACGAUCAUUGCUAAGCUUUGUGUUACGGGCUCCUGACUAUGACU